GCCAUGUCCUGCUACGACCUCUGUGCCCCCACAUCCUGCGGCCCAACCCCGCUGGCCAACAGCUGCAACGAGCCCUGCGUGCGCCAGUGCCAGGACUCCACCUACGUGAUCCAGCCCUCGCCCGUGGUGGUCACCCUGCCAGGACCCAUCCUCAGCUCCUUCCCCCAGAACACCGCCGUGGGAUCCUCCACCUCUGCCGCCGUGGGCAGCAUCCUCAGUGAGGAGGGGACUCCCAUCAGCUCGGGGGGCUCCUCCUCGGGAUUUGGGAGUUUUGGAGGAUUUGGGGGAUUUGGGGGAUUUGAGGGAUUUGGGUACAGCCGGCCUUCCCGCCACUACAGCUCCCGCCCCGGGGAGCCGUGCUAA
Messenger RNA from Catharus ustulatus (Swainson's thrush), 363 nucleotides. Its product is annotated as feather keratin 4-like. Gene Ontology annotation, cellular component: intermediate filament. The transcript has a single exon. NCBI's taxonomy places the organism in Eukaryota, Metazoa, Chordata, Aves, Passeriformes, Turdidae. The record is from RefSeq and is a predicted model, not a curated record. The coding region runs from base 4 to 363 and encodes 119 amino acids. Gene Ontology annotation, molecular function: structural constituent of cytoskeleton.